Gadus chalcogrammus (walleye pollock) is the source of this 3060-nucleotide messenger RNA. It is a transcript of the gene cacfd1, whose product is annotated as calcium channel flower domain containing 1. The transcript is spliced from 5 exons. The record is from RefSeq and is a predicted model, not a curated record. Gene Ontology annotation, cellular component: membrane. Gene Ontology annotation, biological process: vesicle-mediated transport. Lineage: Eukaryota; Metazoa; Chordata; Actinopteri; Gadiformes; Gadidae. Bases 527 to 1024 code for a protein of 165 amino acids.
UUCCAGCAAACCCCUCCCUCGGCGCAAGGCUUACCUUUUGUCAAGGGGCGACGACGGGAGGAGAACAAGGGACAGCGUCAGCUUUUCUGGAAAACAGGGUGACGCAUUUGACAGUCAAGUCAGACCUUUUAUAUUUACAAGAAUAGUGAACAUUUUCUAUCCAUUAGCUCCGGAUCGCCAAAGGCCCGAUGCGGAGUGCCGCUGCUGAUCGCCACAUGGCAAUAGUUACUCUUUAGCCUUUAUGGUUGGCAGACUAGUGCUGCGAGGUUUAGUAAGUAUCAUCCCCGGACCACAGAUCUCUCCAUACCAGGAGGGAACAAAUUGGACCUCUGUAUCGUAUUUGCUUAUUGACAGCCAGUUGAGACAGAUACAGACGGAUCAUCUGUUUUCACAUUGAUCUAUUGAUCUUCAGGUCCCGUCGAGCAGGUUAGCUACAGCAGGCUGGUUGAACCGGACUCGCUCUCUGCUGUCAGGUGUAUUGUGUGUUUCGGGUCUAAAUAAUAUAUUUGGGGGCCAGCAGUCCACCAUGAGCGCCGAGGAAGCCGCCGCACCCACCAAGAGCGUCCCCGAGGACGAUGGCAUGACCUGGUGGUACCGGUGGCUCUGCAAGAUCGCAGGGGUCUUAGGAGGGAUAUCCUGUGCCGUGUCGGGAGUGUGGAUGUGUGUCACUGUGAACCCCCUGAACAUCGCUGCUGGAGUGUGGAUGGUGCUGAAUGCCUUUGUCCUGUUCCUGUGUGAAGUCCCUUUCUGCUGCCAGUUCAUAGAGUUUGCUAACGCAGUCGCGGCCAGGGCCGACAAACUCAAGCCCUGGCAGAAGGCCUUCUUCUACUGUGGAAUGGCUCUUUUCCCAGUGGUCUUGAGUUUCUCCAUCACGACAUUGUUCGGGAAUGGCAUUGCCUUCGCCACUGGAGUUCUGUAUGGCCUGGCCUCCCUCGGCAAAAAGGGAGACGCGGUCACCUACGCCCGCCUGCAGCACCAGAAACAGGGCGACGAGGAGAAGAUGACCGGGACCACAGACGAGUGAACGUCUCUCCUCACCUUUUAUCCCCCUCGCCUUUUUUCCGUUUCCCCAGAGGGACAGUGGUCCUACCCGCCAUUUUGGUUCCUCGCUCCCUAUCUCCCCCCUCCGUCCCUUCAUCCUCUAAACUUUAUAGGUCGACAGCCAACUUGUCAAACUCAUUGUAUUUAUUCACUGAGACGCUGCAUUGUGUUGUUCGGACCCAGUGCGAGCCCUCUCAAUAAACGUUAUGUGGUGUGUACACGUAGAUCACUUUUAAGCUUAAUUUCGGACUUCAGUUGAGAUUUUGGGGUUUUAUUUAAUUGUUUUUGCUACUGUGAACUGUGUAAUGUAUUCCUUGGAACCUAUGAGCCUUUCAGGGAAAUCUGAACAGAAUCAAACAUUGUUAACCUGACUAAUCCUACCUUUACCAAGGAAUGUUAUUCAGAGUGGCUCGGCCCUGUUUGUUACUCAUCAGAACUAAUGCAGGAUUAGCUAUUCUGAUUUAAAAACAUGCUAAGAAAUACUUUAAUUCCACUACAAUAAGGGACUUUUGAGCAUCAACGUAUAAUAUAUAUAUCAAUAUAUAAUACAUACUUAGUAAUUUUGGGUUGAUGAUUCUGGAUAGCAACCUAGGUCCAUGUUGGCAUCAGGGAAAUGUUUACAAUUAGGGAUGUAUUCUGUGACCCAAAGAGGAAGAAUUUCUGCACCCAUUAUGUUUUAUGUUUUGUUUGAUUUGUUUCUAAAUCGUCCUCUCAUGGUCAGUCAAAGAGUUUUGGACCUUUACAUACCGUCGGUUAUCUUCACCACUCCAUUGUGUCAGUCAACUUGGAAUGGUGGAGAUAUCCCUUUCCAGCGGACUUCGUGUUUCUGCUUUCAAGAUGCCAGCACUUACACUUUGGCUGCAGGUUGUUGGUUCAAAGCCGCCUACCAUUCACUGUAACUUUGUAGUCAUUUAGCGGACACUUUCGUCUAAGGGGACUUGCGGUGGUCUGAGAUACCAGAGACACCUUGCAGUGAUCCCAGCUACAAGCAUUAAGGGAGAUAGGGUACCUACCCUACAGGGUAUCUACAGGUAGAAUGGGAAAGCGAACCCUGGACCUUUAAUCUGGGAGGGGAACUGCCCAGCCACUACACUCCUGCCUCUACCCUGCGAUGUAAGCCUCUUGUAAAACGCUUUUGAAAUACUUCUUAACUUUGUAGUGUUCAGGGGUGAGUUUUGAUUAAGUGUUAGCCCUUUGUUGUUUAUUUAAUGCGCCUAGGUAUGACCCCCUUCCCCAAAAGUGUCUUGAUUCAGGGACUACUUGUUGUGUAUGCACAAACACAAUGGCGGCUGUGGUUUGGCCUUUUGUCAGUAGUCGGCCUGUCGCGUUGUGUGGAGCCAGUGAGUUCCUCUCCUUCCCUUACAGUGUUUGUGUGACUUGCCUUGCCUUUAUUUGUUAAAAGGGAUUGCUCAUUAAACCCUCUUGUGCACACAGCUCUUACGGUCAUGUAGUGAAGCCUACCCACUGAGCUGGGUCUUUUUACACCAAUGCCCACAGACCUUUUGUGUGCAAUGCAAUGGAUACCGAUGAAUGUGUAUUAGCUUUAUAAUGAACACAGCGUAAUGAGCCAGCGUAUUAAACAUAAACUAAUGUUUAGGCCUUGUGCAUCAACCGGUAAACAGGCAUUAAGGAUUGUAGCGGCGUUACUGCGUUGAUGUGUUUGACAUUCGAUGGUCCUUUACAUCUGAUGUCGUAAAGCGCAGUAGGGGAUAUGUGAAUGAAAUGUAUUUUGAUUUGAACUGUGUGGUUGCUGUGGCUUGGGGGAUUAAACAAGGCUGAUAAUACUGGUACUUAUAAACGCCCGCAUUUGAUUUGAUUUAUCAUGUCUUCUUUUUUUUUGUUUCUUUAAUUUCCAAAAAAUAAAAUGUCUAUCUUUGAAUUGUGUUUUUGGUUGUGUUUCAUCUAUUGGAUAAUGUGAAAAAUGUACAGACAAAUAUGGCUUUGAUGCUGAAUAGGUGUGAAGUGAAUUAUAAAGAUGGGAUUCUGUAAAAACUAAAAAUGAUAAAGAUCUUGCAACAA